Molecule: messenger RNA, 681 nt
Organism: Liolophura sinensis
Lineage: Eukaryota; Metazoa; Mollusca; Polyplacophora; Chitonida; Chitonidae
Product: whey acidic protein-like
Exons: 4
Coding region: 1-681 (226 amino acids)
Biological process (GO): antibacterial humoral response; innate immune response
Cellular component (GO): extracellular region
Molecular function (GO): serine-type endopeptidase inhibitor activity
Source: RefSeq, a predicted model, not a curated record
AUGAUUCGCGUUGUUACAACGCUGACUGCACUGAUCGCAUGUGUCAGAGUGGCGGAAGCUUCGAGUGUCCCGGUCCAGUGCGAGAAAUUGCAUUGUGAGGAAGGGAGCAUGUGUACGGUGAUACGCUCUGAGCCGUGUAAUAACCGAUGGUGUCCGCCUCCAAGUGCCCAGUGCGUGCCAGUCUCCUCAAAAGAUGGGAUCUGCCCUAAUCGACUUGAGAAUCGCGAUUGUCUCUCUCUGCAAGGCGUUCCGCUGUGCUGGACGGACGAAGACUGUCCGGACAGACAGAAGUGCUGCGACGGCUGUUGCAAGACGCCCGAGGCAGAAAUGACGACGGAGGAGAGGAUAGCAAUUCUAAAGGCAGGAGCGUGUCCAGAGAACAAAAUCGAGGAUGCUUUCCGCAGAUGGUGGACGGCGCUCUUCUGUGAGCCCAAGGAGGUCGUCGAUGCCUGCCUCACGGACAUGGACUGUCCCGGCAACGACAAAUGCUGCUUGGCACUUUGCGGAAACGAGUGUUCGCCGGCCAUACACAUUGUGGCAGGGAGCCGAACUCAGCCUAAAAACGAAGAAGGCGUCAUACCACAGGUUCCAUUGGUGAACACCAACUCCUCUGUGCCCCUCGAGCCAGAGAUAGAACCUACUCGACCUCCCCGUAGGUUUAGGCUCCAUAAGCCCAGUUAA